CUCAUCCAUUAUUUUUCUAACCUUCCUCCCUUUAUUGCCGCUCUCCUCUCCCUCUCAAACAUCAUAACCCCAUAAUCACUCUUUUCCUUGUUUCUCCCUUCUCUAUUUCACACCUUCAGACACAGCAAGAUCAGUCGGUUGAAGAAAACCAAAGCAAGAGGAAAUAUGUGCACUCCCAUUUCUUUGUCUGACCAAGAACAACUUGUUGAGAAAUUGGAGAUUUUCAAAUUUCAAGGCAGGGAUAAAAAUGGCCACAAAGUCCUUCGAAUUAUCGGCAAAUUCUUAUCUGCUCGGUUUUUGAGCGUGGAUGCACUCAAGAAUUAUUUGGAGGAGAACAUCUUCCCUAGGCUAAAGAAGAAGCCAUUUUCGGUCUUGUACCUUCACACACAAGUACAAAAGAGUGAGGAUUUUCCAGGAAUCUCAGCCCUCCGAUCAAUCUAUGAUGUUAUACCAAUCAACGCUAGGGAUAAUCUCCAGGCAAUUUACUUUGUCCACCCCAGCCUACAAGCCAAACUUUUCCUUGCCACGUUUGGCCGUCUUCACUUCGGCAGCAGGUUGUAUGGGAAGCUAAGGUAUAUCAACAGGAUUGAUUAUUUAUGGGACCAUAUAAGGAGAAAUGAAGUAAAAAUCCCCGAGUUCGUUUGUGAUCAUGAUGAAGAUUUGGAGGGCCAUCAGAUGCUGGACUAUGGGGUGGAGAGUGAUCAUCCUAGAGUUUGUGGUGCUCCCUUCAUGGAUUCUCCUGUGACCAUGUACUCAACGAGGUGUAUUUAGUAAAUGGAGAAAAAAUAACGAGUGAGAGAAUCUUUUUACUGUGAAGAAAUUUGUGCUCUGAAGCUAGAAAGAAAAAAAAGGUCAAGUUUAUGCAGUAGUUCUUAGCUGUUCUUGAUUCCCGAUGUGUCUCGUCUAGCUACGCACCAUUUGUUGUCGGGUGAGCUUGUUGGUCUGUCUCCUAUCAGAUUUGGUAUUAUUGACCAUAGUUUCAUUUAUUUUAUUUAUUUUUCCAGUCAA
Molecule: messenger RNA, 1008 nt
Organism: Populus nigra (black poplar)
Lineage: Eukaryota; Viridiplantae; Streptophyta; Magnoliopsida; Malpighiales; Salicaceae
Exons: 3
Coding region: 166-771 (201 amino acids)
Source: RefSeq, a predicted model, not a curated record